AGACAACCAGCCAAGCCUCUCUUCUUACCUCCGUCCGCCGUUCCCUCUCCUCGUUGCCGGGUGUGAAGCCUGAUAUGGAGUCACAGAGGGUAGGUACACCAAGAAACGGGGAACUGAAAACUGCCCUAUGCCGUUUGCGCCAUCCAACCAGGGUCUCUGGAAUCAGCCUCCUGUUUGAUUCUCCGUCCACAUCGACCAUCAUCCUCCCUUGGCAGCCUACCUAGUCAAGCCACCCGCCCGAUGCGAGAUGUCUCUACCCUCCCGUCGAUGCGGAUGCGAGAGAAAUCUCAGGCGCCGCCAUUCCCAUUCCCCCACGUCUAAGCCUCUCUUUCUUCCUUUUCCUCCACUCUAGCCUACAUGAGCUUAUUCCUGAUCACUCCAAAGUCUAAGAGAAUGCGAGAGAGGAGCCUUGUUCCUGGUAUCCGGUCACUAGUGACUGGUGACGACUUAUCCUGCUCGUUCGUUCACGGUUGGGUCUCCCGCUCAGCCCAGUAGCCCGGUCUAGCGAAGUAGAGCGAAAUGAGAGAAACCCUUACUCCCUAUCGAGAAAUGUCUCUCUCCCUGCAGAUAAAGCGUAUAUAUCAUCUAUCCUCUUUCCCCGUGCUCGAAAUGAAAGGUGCGAUGUUUGCUUGUUGGUUCCCAAACUACCUCACCUUAGCCAGGCCCGAGCUCGAACAAUCCGACUGUUUAAGACAUCCCCUUAACUCCUCUGGCACGUAAACACGACGAGACAAGAAAAGGAGCUUGACAACCACCUCGACUAUUUCUCACACGCACCUCUUCUUCUCUAUUUCUUCCCUCGCCUGCAUAGCAGAAGAAGCUCGAAUCACCGAAAACGAAAAGAAAACUCACCAUCAACACAAUGGCCGGCCCCCCGCCCCCUCUCCCGCCGUAUAUCGUAACCUUCGGCCCCAAGUCGAACUGCACCCUCGACAUCUGCCCGCUCGAGUACAGCCUGUACAAGUACCGCCCCAACCUGGCCGUCAACAUCCUCUUCCUCGCCCUCUUCGCCCUCGCCGGCGCCGUCCACGUCUUCCUCGGCAUCAAGUGGCGCCAGUGGUGGUUCAUGGCCUUCAUGCUCGCCGGCUGCCUCAGCGAAAUUGUCGGCUACGUGGGCCGCAUCGUCAUGUACAAGAACCCCUUCGAGUUCAUCGCCUUCAUGCUCCAGAUCGUCUUCAUCACCAGCGGGCCAGUCUACUACACCGCCGCCAUCUAUGUUACCAUUUCAAAGGCCAUCGAAUCCUUCGCCCCAGAGCUCUCCCGCAUCCCCACAAAGUACAUCUACUGGCUCUUCAUCUCCUUUGACGUCUUCUGCCUCGUCCUCCAGGCCGCCGGCGGCGCCCUGAGCACCACCUCCUCGGGUAGCUCCGACGUGGGCGUCGACCUCGCCAUGGCCGGCCUCGUCAUCCAGGUCAUCGUCCUCGUCGCCUUUUGCUCGCUGUUCGCCGAUUACAUGAUCCGCUACACGCGGUCCGACGUCGCGCGGGCGCUGACGCGUCGCGAAAAGACGUUUUUCGGGUUCCUGGCGCUGGCGGUCGUGCUGAUCCUCGCGCGGUGCGCGUACCGCGUCGACGAGCUGAGUGAGGGGUAUUCUAAUUCUGACAAGAUUACGAAUGAGGGGUUGUUUAUUGGGUUGGAGGGAGUCCUCAUUAUUUGUGCAGUCUUUGCGUUGUGCCUUGGACACCCCGGCCUUCUGUUUGGCAAGCCCAAGGCUUCGAACGGUGUGAGAAAGGAGUCGAGUGUAGAGAGCGGCACCGAGAGUGCUGCGGCUGAGGUGGAGCGCAAGUGAUUUCAGAUACCAUUCUGCAGAGCGGGACUCGAUUUAGCAGUGUAUUUUCUCUUUGCGUUCUUCAUUAUCGUUCAUGAGCGGACAUCGAAGCGCAGCUCUGUUGCUCUCACCUUGGUUAGUUUUGGGUUUCCUAAGGCAUUAGAAGCGGUAUCAGUAUGACAUGAACACAUAGACAUGGCGAUUAACG
This is a messenger RNA of Colletotrichum scovillei, 1976 nucleotides long. Its product is annotated as RTA1 like protein. The transcript has 3 exons. Lineage: Eukaryota; Fungi; Ascomycota; Sordariomycetes; Glomerellales; Glomerellaceae. Gene Ontology annotation, cellular component: fungal-type vacuole; plasma membrane. Bases 863 to 1789 code for a protein of 308 amino acids. The record is from RefSeq and is a predicted model, not a curated record.